Loa loa (African eye worm) is the source of this 435-nucleotide messenger RNA. RefSeq names its product DNL zinc finger family protein. The transcript has 3 exons. Gene Ontology annotation, biological process: protein folding; protein stabilization; protein import into mitochondrial matrix. Gene Ontology annotation, molecular function: protein-folding chaperone binding; zinc ion binding. Gene Ontology annotation, cellular component: mitochondrion. The record is from RefSeq and is a predicted model, not a curated record. The coding region runs from base 1 to 435 and encodes 144 amino acids. NCBI's taxonomy places the organism in Eukaryota, Metazoa, Nematoda, Chromadorea, Rhabditida, Onchocercidae.
AUGCAAGGGACUUUUGGGUCUGGGCCAUGCAUGUAUAUGGAUGAAUUACCUUACAGGUGUGCAUCAUUAGGUAGGUUACUGGUACCACGGAAAAAAAAAUUGAUGCUAUUGGUGUCGCCAUUGAUUCGGUGCCUUCGUGUAAGUCGCAUUAUACACCGUGCCUUUUUGGCCAGUGUUUCUUUACAAGGAAGACUAUCGUUGACUUAUACCUGUAGGGUUUGCGGUACUCGACAGGGUCCAAAAUUUCUUUCUGAGAAAGCAUAUAAGGAAGGUGUCGUUAUUGUAACUUGCGACAGUUGCAAGAAUUACCACUUAAUCGCCGAUAAUUUGGGUUGGUUUACUCAGUCCAAAGGUUCAAAGAAUAUUGAAGAGAUACUGAAAGAGAAGGGUGAGGAAGUAAAAAGGGGCAUCGAUUUAAUCGAUAUCGCCGAGUAA